This is a messenger RNA of Ipomoea nil (Japanese morning glory), 2139 nucleotides long. RefSeq names its product zinc finger CCCH domain-containing protein 6. The transcript is spliced from 4 exons. Lineage: Eukaryota; Viridiplantae; Streptophyta; Magnoliopsida; Solanales; Convolvulaceae. Gene Ontology annotation, molecular function: metal ion binding. Bases 367 to 1854 code for a protein of 495 amino acids. The record is from RefSeq and is a predicted model, not a curated record.
UUUCCCCCAAAAUGAAAAUACUGUGAAGAAAGGGUUGCAGCGGAAAAAAAGAAAAGAAAAGAAAAAAAAAAAAAAAAGAAAAUCGGAGGAUCUAGGGUUUCCUCGCUUCCCCUCCGCUUCGUCUCGCUGCUUUGUAUGUAUCGUUUAUGGAUGAAUGAACAUACAUUUGAAUCGAUUAUCGGUUGCUUCAAAAUCGGAUAAAUUUAAGGUUUAUACUGGUGAAUUUGUUUGUGUAUGUUUGUUUGGAAUUCGAUUAUAGCCGGAGACCAACCUUGAUAAUAAAUCGAUAUUCGGCGAUUGAUUUUAGAUUUUUAUCGUUUGAGAAUCCAAUCAUCAAUCGAAUCGAAUUAGUUGAAUUUGUUAAAUAUGCGAAGACUGCUGAAUCCAAAACGGGUUACUUGGGCUUCAGAUGUAAAUCUUUGUCAGGUAAGGCUUUUCUUAUCUGAAGAAUCUCCUUCGCAAGUUGGAGUGGGAGCUCAGGAUCACCUCCAAGCAAAAGCAUCAUGGACGUCGCAAACAAGUGGUAUUACAUCUGAUGAUAAUUUACCUCCAGGUUUCGAAGGAGCCCAGGCUUCAAACCUUUGGAGAACUAAGUUAGCUCAAAUUCCUCUUGUCAAAUGGGAACUUCCUACAAGAUUCAUAUUGGAACCAAAUUGGCGAGUAGUUGCUGGCGAGGAGAGCCAAGAUGUGGAAGUUCAAAAACAACGGGAGAUGAGAGUGCUCGAAGCAAUUUAUCCUCGCCCAUCUGCUAUUCCCCUAAACCCUUCAGUACCGGCGGAAAACUUUGUUCACAAUGAUCAACAGACUCCUCUGAUUCCAAUCACUCCUAUCGAGGAGGAGGAUGGCGUAGAUACGUCACAAGAUGCCGUGGCUCCAAAUGCCAAUCUAGUCUCGCAGCUAAUGGAGGCGGGAGCUGCCUCGUCCCGGAGUGCGAGUAAUAAUCUUCCCGUGAAUGGAACUACAGCUACCGGAGCUGCUGCACCUAGCUUGGAACCGGAUGUUCUAGCGGUAGCACAAGCGGCCUUGGGUGCGAUAAUGGCGAACGACCAGGGAAAUCUGAUUGACCGCGAACUGCUCAUGAAAAUCCUGGGCGACCCGCAAAUUAUUGGGCAAUUGGUUAGGCAUCACGGAGGAGGAGGAGGCACGACGUUGCAGAGCAUGCCAGGUGUCGCCGCCACAACACAAGCUCGGCCUGCCGCUAGCGUACCGAGCAUGCCGCCAGCCAUGGGUGUACAUAAUAUGCCGGCCACCGCCUUGCAGAACAUGUCGAAUAUGAGGCCACCGGGGUUCGGCUUCUCAACUCCAACGCCACCUCCCAUCAGUAGAGUAGAUCCAUCCUCGGCUCACGGAAAUAGACCAGACCUCGGUCCCCCUUCUAUCCCAGGUACCUCUACCGCCCCUUUCAACCCUCCUCCCGGCAGGAUAGGAUCCCUCCCCAACAUGCGUCCUCCUCCUAUGCCCGAUGUCCUCUCGACAUCAACUUCAUCCGUCAGAGCCCCGCCGCCAUCAACUUCAUCAUCUGCCCCCGCAAAGGACAUAAACUAUUACAAAAGCCUUAUUCAGCAACACGGAGGAGAAAGACAAGACGCCCCACCGCCACCAUUCAGCAGCCGGAGCAACAAUCACCAUCUCGAUUCAGUUCAAGAACAGCAGCCGCCAAUUAACUCCAGAUCGCGAGAUUCAAAACCCAAGAUCAUGAAGCCUUGCAUCUAUUUUAACAGCUCGAGGGGAUGCCGACAUGGAGUGAACUGCUCCUACUUGCACGACGCCCCAUCGCAGCAGAGGGUCACGAACUUGCCGGAAGUGCAGAAUGCAAAGAGAAUGAAAAUGGAUAGGGAGAUUACUGGGACAUAGUUGUUUGUGGCUGUUAGCAUUUCUUCCUCCAUGUACAUUUUUUGUCUGCGGCCAUUGCAGCCCUGCAAAUCUGCAAUGUUUUUAUUCCUUGGUUCUUUUCCUUUCUUCUUCUUCUUAAGUGAAAAAAGUCAUUUUUAUUUUUUUUAGUUAAAUGUUUACUAGCUUUGCGAGCUUUUCCUUAUAUUCGCUAAUCUUGCGAGGUGAUAGACCUUGGAUUCAUUUCUUCUUUUAUUUUUUUUGGUUAUAAGUAUUAUAUCCUAAAUUGUUAUAUUGCCAUUUCUUUCU